Oryzias latipes (Japanese medaka) is the source of this 2293-nucleotide messenger RNA. It is a transcript of the gene las1l, whose product is annotated as LAS1 like ribosome biogenesis factor. Gene Ontology annotation, molecular function: endonuclease activity. NCBI's taxonomy places the organism in Eukaryota, Metazoa, Chordata, Actinopteri, Beloniformes, Adrianichthyidae. Gene Ontology annotation, cellular component: Las1 complex; preribosome, large subunit precursor. Gene Ontology annotation, biological process: maturation of LSU-rRNA; maturation of 5.8S rRNA. The record is from RefSeq and is a predicted model, not a curated record.
GAUCAUUAAUUAUUUUCUUGGAAUAUAUUGAGUUUAUUUUGGAGGAGUCCUCUGUCAAAAGUAGUAGUUCCACCCCGGUCCAACAGGGGGCGUCUGUUUUGUCUGAAUGUAGCUCUGAGGCAAGCGUGAUGAAGUCCUGAGACGUCAUAUCCGGGUGAAACCAUUGUCGGGACAAAAUCUGAAACUAUAAACAGGUUUUUGCUGCGGUGGGAAAUUAUUGUGGUUAUCAUCUCAGACGAAGGCCGGUCGGUGACCGAACCGGAUAGUCAGACGAUCCGUUUUGUCUUAUGGUGUAAAAGAUUACUCCACGAUGAGGAAAAGGAGCUCGGAGAAAAAACGCCAUGUGGUCGCUUGGGUCAAUAAAGCCGAGUGGAACCAGGUUCUGGAGAACCUUUACUCCAAAGACGUCUCCCUGCAGAAGUUCGCCCUGCAGAGGAUCUCAGCCUGGAGGGGCAGGUUCGCGCACAGCUCCCCCGUGGCGGUGGACUGCACCGCCGACCUGGUGAGGUGCCAGGUUCUGGACCGGUCCGGACAGCUGAGCGGAGACGAGCUGGUUCUGCUGUACGGGGCGUCCCUGGUGAGGUUCGUUAACCUGAUCACCGAGAGGCAGCAGGGGAAGAUCGCGCGCCCACUCCGGCGGCUGGCGGGGAACCUGAACAUCCCAGAGUGGGUCGUGGAUCUGCGGCACGAUUUCACCCACAGGAAGCUCCCCUCUCUGAAAUGGUGCCGAAGGGGGUGCAAAGUGGUUCUGGAGUGGCUCCAGCAGGAGUACUGGUCCAGGCAGCUCGGAGGAGGUUCUGAUGAGGGCUGGGAGUCUCAGUCUGAGGAGGAGGAAGACCCCAAACGCCAGGAGGACGAACUUCUGGCCAGGCAGAAGGAAAUGGAGGCCUACAAGAGCGCAAGAGAACUCCUGAUCUCCUACGAGAGGGAGCAGUUCCAGACCUUUGACGAGCUCCACCAGGUCCAAGAGAACAACCUGGGACAGGCUCCUUUAGCUGACAUGAGCUGGCUGCUGGGGGAAAUCAAGCAGUUUUCUCUGGAUGCCAGUGACAUGCUGGUGGACGUGUUGUUGGAGGAUGGGUUCCUGGUUCCCACGGUGGAGCAGCUGGAAACAUUGGGCUGCAAUCCCUCUGAGAAGUCGGAUCCCACACAGCCCAGAAUCCCCCAGGUCUUCCUGCACUUCUGGCUCCCCCUGUUCAGGGCGCUGAACUCGGGAUUUUUCAUUCACCUCCUCCUGGAGAAGCUCUUUGCGGAGCUGAAACUUCUCAAGGAGGAAGAAAGCAGCCACAGGGCGUUCUUCCUGUCUGCCUGGACGUCGGAGCUCCUGCUCUGCAACAACAACAAGUUUGAAUACCACUUUGAAACAAAGCAGCAGAAGAAGAACCGAAUCAAAGACAGGAUCUUUGUGAACCGCAUCCAGCUGCGGUGGCAGCAGCUGCUGGCUGCGUGCCUGGAUGCUCCCUGCAUCAGCACACCUCACCUGCUCCAGUUGAUCCUGGACGACAUGGAGCACCCCCUCCCCCUGGAAACCCGGCAGAAGCUGCUCCAGCUCUGCUCCAUCUACACGCAGGCCGCACGCGGUGGAGGGAGCGCGUCGCCGGAGCCCAAACGGCAGCCUAUCUACACUCUGGAGAAGCUGCACGAGAAGCAGAAGCAGCAUCUGCGGCACGUCGCGACUGACAGGAGCGAGUCCGAUCACAAGGCUGCAGAUGAUUUGGCUGAGAAGGCGAAGGCGCUCCGAGGUUCUCCUUGGCAGGUGUGCACCGAUAAAGUCCAAUGGAAGAGCUUUCCUCUGGGGAAGGUUCCCGGACAGUCGGAUGAUCCCUCCUGUCUCAUGGUAGAAAAUUACUCCACAAUGAGGGUCUUUGACCAGCCUGUGGACCUGGAGAGCGGCGGUGCGCAAAAAGUGCCAGGAGUCUCCGCCCCCGCCAGAACAGCUGAAGGCUUCCUGUGGAGCCAGAGUGACUUACACAGGCUGAAAUCUGGACUGGUGCUUUUCUGAAUACGCUUAGUUUUUUUCUGAAUACAGUAAAAAAAAGUCAGUAGUUAAAAUGUUUUUUUAAACGUAAUAAAAUGUGAAAACAAGAAAUAUUUAGUUAUCUGCUUUUUAUCAUGAUGAGGAGUUAAUACGUCAAGAAGUAUUAGAAAAUAAGUAUUAGAAAUUUCUCUCUUUUUUUUGCUUUGUUCAAAUCAAAUUAAUUGUAAACCUUGAAUGUUUCUAUUGCGAAAAACCAGGUGUUUUCAUUUUAUUUUUUGUGCACUUGAAAAUAAUAAAACGCUUUCAAUAAAAAAA